Molecule: messenger RNA, 2847 nt
Organism: Glarea lozoyensis ATCC 20868
Lineage: Eukaryota; Fungi; Ascomycota; Leotiomycetes; Helotiales; Helotiaceae
Product: ARM repeat-containing protein
Exons: 3
Coding region: 1-2847 (948 amino acids)
Biological process (GO): protein import into nucleus
Cellular component (GO): cytoplasm; nucleus
Molecular function (GO): nuclear import signal receptor activity; small GTPase binding
Source: RefSeq, a predicted model, not a curated record
AUGGCAUGGCAGCCAGACCAAGAGCCGUUGCGCCAGUUAUCAGGAUGCCUCCGAGACACGCUGAGCGGGCAUAACAAGACUGCUCAAAAGCAGGCAGAGAUUAUGCUUGCUCAAGCAAAGACUUCUCCGGAUAUCAAUAACUACCUCACAUAUCUUUUCUCCAGCUCGGAGGUCCCUCCAGGCCUUACUUAUACCGCGGAUGAAUAUCACGCCGUUCGGGCCGCUGCAGCUGUAAUGCUAAAGAACAACAUCAAAACAGGAUAUAAAUCGAUUCCGCCAAAUAGUCUUGCUCUUGUUCGCUCAUCAGUACCUUUGGCCUUGCAGGAUAAGAGCUCAUCUAUAAGGAGCUAUGCCGGAAAUGUGAUAACGGAAAUUGUUAAAUGUGGUGGCAUUCUAGGAUGGCCAUCUAUUUUAUCGGAACUCAUUACAUUGAUUGGAAACGAGCCAGGAAACGUGACACCCGAAGGUCAGGAGGGCGCAAUGGCUGCGCUGUCGAAAAUCUGUGAAGACAACAGGAAAAUGCUAGACAGGGAAUACCAGGGGCAGCGACCGCUAGCGUUCAUCAUUCCAAAGCUUGUGGAAUUUACCGUUCACGAGAGGCCAAAAGUACGAUGUUUGGCUCUCGGUACUUUGAACGUCUUCAUCCCACAUAAACCUCAAGCGUUAAUGAUCUCUCUUGACGCUGUUCUUAACUCUCUGUUCCAGCUAGCAAACGAUCCGUCGCCUGAUGUGAGGCGGCAGGUAUGUCGAGCUUUUGUACAAAUCGUCGAAAUCCGACCUGACAAGAUUCUGCCACAUAUUGCGGGCCUUGUUGAAUAUAUGAUCACACAGCAGCGAAAGAUCGAGGAUGAAGAGUUAGCUUGUGAUGCUGCUGAGUUUUGGCUCUCGGUCGGCGAGCACAGAGAAAUUUGGAAGUCUCUUGCACCUUAUCUCGACAAAAUCAUCCCUGUUCUACUAGAGAGCAUGGUUUAUAGCGAGGAAGACAUUGCUAUGCUAGAAGGAGGUGGUAAUGAUGCAGACGUGGAGGAUCGCGCCGAAGAUAUCAAGCCUCAGUUUGCCAAGAACAAAAGUACAAGAACUUUGGCUAAUGGAGAAGACGGAGAUGAUACGACACAAAAUGGAGCUGGCGGAUACAAGAAACUUGAUGAAUCUGAUGAUCUGGAUGAAGGGGAGAUCGAGGAAGACUACGACGAUGAUGAUGACGACGAUGGAAACCCUGAAGAUCGAUGGAAUUUGAGAAAGUGUUCUGCAGCAGCGCUUGACGUUUUUGCAACAGACUUUGGGGGACCGGUCUUUGAAACAAUUCUUCCGUACUUAAUGACGAAUUUGCGUCACGAAGAGUGGCCGUAUCGUGAAGCGGCAGUGUUGGCACUGGGUGCUGUUGCAGAAGGAUGCAUAGAUGUAGUCACACCACAUCUGCCAGAUUUGGUUCCUUACCUCAUUUCGCUGCUUAACGACCAAGAACCACUAGUCAGACAAAUCACUUGUUGGACUUUGGGAAGAUACUCUGCGUGGGGUGCCAGCCUUGCCACUCCAGAGCUCCGUGCUCAAUUCUUUGAGCCCAUGAUGGAAGGUAUUCUCACCAAGAUGCUGGAUGGCAACAAAAGAGUGCAAGAAGCUGGUGCGUCAGCAUUCGCACAUCUUGAAGAGAAAGCGGGCGCAACGUUGACGACCUAUUGCGAGCCCAUCAUUCGUCAAUUUGUCCAAUGCUUUGAAAAGUACAAAGACCGGAAUAUGUUCAUUUUAUACGACUGCGUGCAAACUUUAGCUGAGCACGUAGGCCAUGGCCUCGCACAUCCCCAGCUCAUCGAUUUAUUGAUGCCAGCUCUCAUUCACCGAUGGCACAAGGUAUCAGAUCAGUCGCGGGAGCUUUUCCCAUUACUGGAGUGUCUGUCUUAUGUCGCCACCGCUCUCGCCGAACACUUUGCGCCAUUUGCCCAGCCAGUGUUCACCAGGUGUAUCAAGAUCAUCCAUCAAAACUUGCAAGAAUACAUGGCCGCGGUUAACAAUCCAAGAUUAGAUACCCCUGACAAGGACUUUCUCGUAACGAGCUUGGACCUUCUAAGCGCUAUUGUACAGGCCGUCGAUGAUAAACAGUCCGCAGCGCUCGUAUCCGACUCCCAACCUCGAAUAUUUGAGCUACUCACAUUCUGUAUGGAGGACCCAGAGAACGAGGUGCGCCAAUCAUCAUACGCACUGCUUGGUGAUUGCGCUAAGUAUGUUUUCCCGCAACUGCAACCUUUCCUGCCGACCCUUCUUCCAAUUCUCAUCCAGCAGCUUGACUUAGACGCUAUCCUGGAUGAGCAAAUCGAGACAGGGUUCAGUGUUGUGAACAAUGCCUGCUGGUCUGCGGGCGAGAUUUCUAUCCAAUAUGGCAAGGAAAUGGCACCGCACAUCGAGAAAUUGAUGCGUCGUUACCUUGCAAUCAUGGGGAAUCCAGAAGUACCAAAAUCAGUACUAGAGAAUGCUGCGAUAGCUCUGGGACGUCUCGGCCUAGAAAAUGCCCCACUGAUGGCACCAGCACUUUCAACUUUUUCGGAGCCUUUCCUCAAGUCCAUCAAUAGCGUCGACUACACCUUAGAAAAAGCCACUGCUAUGAAGGGUUUCUGCCUCGUCAUCAUCAGUAAUCCCCAGGCCAUGGAAAAAGACCUGGCACGACUUUUCACUGUCAUAGCUCGAUACAAAAUGGAGGAGGCCUAUAAGACACCGCUGACUGCUGAUCUGCAGCAGAUCUUCCAGCACACUCUAGACGUUUAUAAGUCUCUUAUACCCGAUAUGAACGCCUUCCUUACCAGCUCUGUCGCCCCUGCGGACGUGAGUGCCUUACGUUCGAUAUACAACAUGUAA